CCAGCCCCGAAGUAGUCUUUUGGGGUUGGAGGAGGGGCGCGAGCGCGCGGCAAAUCGGGCGGGAAGAGGCAAAAAAGGAUGUGGGAGCGCGCCGCGGCGGUUCCUGUCCUUACAGUUGCGCGGCCCAGGGACCGAUGUUGCGCGAGGGAAAUGCGGGACGCCCAGGGUCUUGCUCUAUUGCCCAGGCUGGAGAGCAGAGGCGUGAUCACAUCUCACUGCAGCCUUGUCCUCCUAAGCUCAGGGCCAUUUCUGAGCAGUGGAGGUUUCAAGUAAUCCGCUAACAACCAGUUCCAAAUUCUGUCAUCAAAUCCUGUGCUGCUGUUCCUUGUGGUAAUAGAUGCAUAUUAUUUCUUUUAUUUAAAAGAAAUGAAUGUGACUAGUAUUGCAUUAAGAGCUGAAACCUGGCUUUUAGCUACAUGGCAUGUUAAAGUACCUCCGAUGUGGCUGGAAGCUUGUAUUAACUGGAUUCAAGAAGAAAAUAAUAAUGUUAACUUGAGUCAGGCCCAAAUGAAUAAACAAGUGUUUGAGCAGUGGCUCCUUACUGAUCUGAGGGAUUUGGAGCAUCCUCUUUUACCUGAUGGCAUUUUAGAAAUUCCAAAAGGAGAAUUAAAUGGAUUUUAUGCUCUGCAGAUUAAUUCCUUGGUUGAUGUAAGUCAGCCUGCAUACUCCCAGAUACAGAAGUUGAGAGGAAAGAAUACAACAAAUGAUCUAGUUACAGCUGAAACACAAGUAACCCCAAAACCUUGGGAAGCAAAGCCUUCACGAAUGUUGAUGCUGCAGCUAACUGACGGAAUUGUACAAAUACAGGGAAUGGAAUAUCAGCCUAUUCCAAUUCUUCAUAGUGAUCUUCCUCCAGGUACAAAAAUUUUGAUUUAUGGAAAUAUAUCUUUCCGUCUUGGUGUUCUCUUAUUGAAACCAGAAAAUGUGAAAAUGUUAGGAGGUGAAGUAGAUGCUCUUUUAGAAGAAUAUGCCCAAGAAAAAGUACUUGCAAGAUUAAUAGGGGAACCUGAUCCUGUAGUUUCAGUCAUACCAAACAAUUCUAACGAAAACAUUCCCAGAGUUACAGAUGUUCUAGAUCCUGCAUUAGGUCCUUCUGAUGAAGAACUCUUGGCAAGUCUUGAUGAAAAUGAUGAGCUUACAGCAAAUAAUGACACUUCCUCAGAAAGAUGUUUCACCACAGGUAGUUCCUCAAAUACCAUUCCCACAAGACAGUCAAGUUUUGAGCCAGAAUUUGUUAUUUCUCCAAGACCAAAAGAGGAACCAUCAAACCUAUCUAUGCAUGUCAUGGAUGGGGAAUUAGAUGACUUUUCAUUGGAGGAGGCCUUGCUUUUAGAAGAAACUGUCCAGAAAGAACAGAUGGAAACUAAAGAAUUGCAACCAUUGACUUUUAACAGAAAUGCCGAUCGAAGUAUAGAGAGAUUGUCACAUAAUCCUAAUACUACGAAUAAUUUUUCUUUGACUUGCAAGAAUGGAAACAAUAAUUGGAGUGAAAGAAAUGUGUCUGAACAAAUGACUAAUGAAGACAAAUCAUUUGGUUGUCCAUCUGUUAGAGACCAAAACAGGAGUAUUUUUUCAGUUCAUUGUAAUGUACCCUUGGCCCAUGAUUUUACAAAUAAAGAAAAGAACUUAGAGACAGAUAAUGAAAUAAAACAAACCAGCAGUUCAGAUGGACAUUCCUUAAAUAAUAAAAUAUUAAAUAGAGAGGUGGUCAACUAUGUACAGAAAAGGAGUUCACAAAUUUCUAAUGAAAAUUAUCGUAAUUUACAGAGUUCUUUAAGAUCAUCGGAGAAUAGCAUUAAUCUUUCUAUUGCCAUGGAUUUGUAUUCUCCACCCUUUAUCUAUUUGUCUGUUCUAAUGGCCAGCAAACCAAAGGAAGUUACAACAGUGAAAGUGAAAGCAUUUAUUGUAACCUUAACUGGAAAUCUCUCAAGUUCUGGUGGCAUUUGGAGUAUAACUGCAAAGGUGUCUGAUGGUACUGCAUAUCUAGAUGUAGACUUUGUGGAUGAAAUACUUACUAGCUUGAUAGGGUUCUCAGUACCAGAAAUGAAACAGUCAAAAAAGGAUCCUCUUCAAUACCAAAAGUUCCUGGAAGGGUUGCAGAAAUGUCAGAGAGAACUAAUAGAUUUGUGCUGUCUAAUGACUAUUUCAUUUAAUCCUUCCUUGUCUAAAGCAAUGGUACUGGCAUUACAAGAUGUUAAUAUGGAACACCUUGAGAAUCUAAAGAAGCGGUUAAAUAAAUAAUUAAACUAAAAUAGUAUUAGGAACAAUUAAAAACAAGGAAAUAUUUAGAAUUUGUUCACAAUUUUACUUAUGAGACUUUGUAUAAAAAGGAAAAAUGAAAUUUCAUAGCUUAUUUCAGUUUAAUUUUAAAGUGUUUAAUCAUGUUUGUUAUAUGUGGAGCUUUUGAAAAUAAGUUAAUCUUUUUUUUUUUUUUUUUUUUUAAAGUCAGGGUCUUGCUCUGUUGCCCAGGCUAGAGUGCAGUGGCAUGAUCAUAGGUUAUUGCAUCAACCUCUUGAGCUCAAGCGAUCCUCCUGCCUUAGACUCUUGAGUUGCUGGGACUAUAGGCAUGUACCACCAUGCCCAGCUAAUUUAUUAUUACCAUUAUUAUUUUGUAGGGACAGAGUUUUGCUAUGUUGCCCAGAUUGGUCUCAAACUCCUGGCCUCUCAAUCCUGCUGUCAUGGCCUCCAAAGUUUAAUUCUUUUAAAAGUAACUGUUAGAUGGAGGAAUAUGGUGACCCACUAUUGUUGAGAAGUUUGUUUUCCACUUGUCAUGUCACAUAAGAUGGUUGCUAAAAUAUUGUACUGGUGUUCAGUGGUGAGUCAUAUUGUUGAAAGUUAAUAAUUAUAAAUAGGUAAUUUCCUUCUAAUAUGUUGGUACUGUCUAUGGCCAUACCACCCUGAACAUGCCUGAGCUUGUCAUAAUAUGUUGAGUACCCAAAAGAUUUGUUUAUAUUGUUAAUCUUAGGGAAAAAAAAUUAAAAUCCAGUAGAUCAGAACAUUAGGCUUUCAAAUGCAAAUUGAUUUACUGGUUUUUAUUUUGCUGAUUCUAAUAUCUGGUGUAUUUAAGGUAAUCUAGUUAACUAGAUGCUAUUUCAUAGAUUAUAUUGAAUGAUUUAAAACUUUAUUUUCAAGGAUAGUUUGUUUUAAAUGGCAUAUUGAAAACAUCAUUAUUAAGAUCCAGUAGGUAGGACAUUUAUUGGAUUAAAAUCAGGCAUUUAUCUAUGUCUUUAGGUGUCAUUGUUCCCUUUCUGAAUUAGCUGUACAUAUAAGCCUUCCUUUGGUUUUAAGUACUGAUUUUUUUUAAAAAAAGAGGGACUGUUUACCAUUCUUCCACUGUGCUGUUAUAAAGUUGUAUUUGAAAGGUAAUGUUUUUAUUAAUCUUUUGUCUUAAAAUAAUUUAAAGUGCUUCGAAUUUUAAAACAUUAAACAAAUCCUUAAAUAACAAAA
This is a messenger RNA of Pongo pygmaeus (Bornean orangutan), 3447 nucleotides long. It is a transcript of the gene RMI1, whose product is annotated as RecQ mediated genome instability 1. The record is from RefSeq and is a predicted model, not a curated record. The transcript has 4 exons. Gene Ontology annotation, biological process: double-strand break repair via homologous recombination; resolution of meiotic recombination intermediates. Gene Ontology annotation, cellular component: nuclear body; RecQ family helicase-topoisomerase III complex. Lineage: Eukaryota; Metazoa; Chordata; Mammalia; Primates; Hominidae. The coding region runs from base 367 to 2241 and encodes 624 amino acids. Gene Ontology annotation, molecular function: nucleotide binding.